AUGCCAACGAAGAGACGAAUUCUUUCCUGUCAGCCAUGCCGGCGAUUGAAGACCCGGUGUGAGGUGCCCCCGGGCUCAAGGCAAUGCGCUCGGUGCAUAUCUUUAAGACUCGAAUGUUCUCUACCUGCUACAUCUGCCAUAUCAAGCCCAGAUGCAACAUCGAGUAGGCCAGAGAGGCCGUCUGACCAGCCUGUUGACUGUCACUGUGCAAAAAGGCUUGAUGCUCUUGAGAAUUCUAUUUCCGAGAUGAAUGAGUUGCUGAAAUCUCACCUGCUUGGAAAUGCUCACACCCCCGCCAAGGAUUCCACAAGUGAGGUCGCGGCACAUACCCAAUUCAGCACGGGGACAGAUAUCGACAAGAGAGGACAGAGUGUUGCUCUAUCCCAAGAUGCCGAUAUCAAACCAAGAACCGAGGUUCAGCCUGCUCCAAUCACAGUUGUCCGCCACGUUGGUAGUCUCAUCACAGAGCCUGUGACAGUCGGAGAAAACGACUCGCUUCUGGGACACAUGACCGAGAUGGGACUCGACUCAGACACUUUUUCGGUGGUAUUUCGGCAUGGAUUCGAGCAAAUAGCCUCAUGGUACCCAUUCCCACAUGAGACUCUGAUUGACCUCAAGCGAGACCACCCAUUACUCUUCGCUAUGUGCCUUUUGGCGGGCAUUCGAGCUACAGAGGGCUUGAAUCGCUCCGAUCUACAUAUCACAUUGUACUCAAUGGUCAAGUCUCACUUGGGGAUGAAAACCUUGGAAACACCCAUCGACCUUUCUACCAUUCAUGCGAUGUUAAUAUUUAGCGCUUGGAGCUUUGGGCCACUUGUACCGGGUGGUAGAUACAUUGACAGUUGGCUAAUGAGCAGCACAACCAUCACCCACUGCAUGCUCAGCUUCCCUCUUUCCGAGCUUAGCUCCAUGACUGGGUUCUACGAUCCGAUAAGUCGGAACAAGUGCAGAAUGUGGAUCCAGGCAUCACUUGUACAUUUGAAGUUUGCGAUUGGUACAGGCCGGCCAUCCGUUGUUGGAUGUCAGCACCUUCAUCAAUUAAACGAUAUUGUCCGGUACUCUGGAUUCGAGACGUUCGAUCAUCUCCUUGCAGCAGAACUCAAACUUUAUAUCCAUUUAUACGAAGCUAUUUAUCAAACCGUGGGCUCGGUUGGUGAUGCUUGGGACAUGAUUCACGUGUGGGGAAGCAAAUAUUUGGCAGAGGGAAACAUUGUCCUAAGAUGGGCCUAUUCUUGCACAUCUCUUAUCCUGUCUCGAUGGGAACUCGCAAAGCAGAACCAAUCCAUGUCCCCAAACUCGCCGAUCCGGAAUGGACGCAUCAAUGAAUUGACAGAGGCAGUCAUACGACAUGCUCAGCUGGUUCUGAGAGAUAUCAUGGUCCUCUGUUCAUCUGAUUCUGCAUUUACUAGGCCGACAUAUGACUAUCUACUUACUGCGUAUGCGGGCGUCACUCUGGCGGAAUAUUGCUCGAGUAUUCCGGAUAUGCACGCAACAUAUACGCUGAUGGAAAAUGUUCGGACUGAGGCCAGGAUUCCCAGAAGUAUAGAGGGGGUUUUUAGCUGGGCCACGAAUGUUGUGCAAAAGAAGGCGAGAGACUUUGUGGAUUCCACCGUGUCAAUCGGUGUUGGUGAUAAUUUCUAUUCAUAUCCAGCGUCUGUUGCGGAUUGGGCACCUUUUCGGUUUAUUGACUCGAUGCCUGCAUCGGACUGGAAUGUGAUCAAUGGACCUAUGCCUCAAUUCUAA
Molecule: messenger RNA, 1743 nt
Organism: Penicillium salamii
Lineage: Eukaryota; Fungi; Ascomycota; Eurotiomycetes; Eurotiales; Aspergillaceae
Source: the annotation of a GenBank genome assembly